Messenger RNA from Salvelinus sp. IW2-2015, 8023 nucleotides. It is a transcript of the gene abca2, whose product is annotated as ATP-binding cassette, sub-family A (ABC1), member 2. The record is from RefSeq and is a predicted model, not a curated record. NCBI's taxonomy places the organism in Eukaryota, Metazoa, Chordata, Actinopteri, Salmoniformes, Salmonidae. Gene Ontology annotation, molecular function: ATP hydrolysis activity; ATP binding; lipid carrier activity. Gene Ontology annotation, cellular component: intracellular membrane-bounded organelle; membrane. Gene Ontology annotation, biological process: transmembrane transport; lipid transport.
UAACGCAUUGCAUAAGCACGGUUUCCAUUGGAUGCUUCUGUAUUUUUCCGCGGAUGGUGAUUGCAUACAGAAUACCAGCCUGGCUUGCCGCUGAAAUACAGCUAGUCACAUUUAGCCAUCAGUGGAGGAAAACAGUCAUCUGGUCUAGUUGAGAGAGAGAYAGAGAGCGAGAGGUAAAAUGGGCAAAUAAGCCCAUAUCAAGUCUGUAUAGCUUGUCCAACAGAAAUGUAUCUAAAUUGUCAUUUAAAUACGUCGGAAUGGUUCGUAAUCCAUUUCCAAAAAUCCACCACUAUAUGGCAACUUAAUUAACGSUGUCAUAAUUUAACCGUUAAACCGCGAGCCUGUGAAAAUGGGAUUCCUCCACCAGCUACAUCUUCUGUUGUGGAAGAAUGUGUCUUUGAAGAGGAGAGGACCGUGGGUGUUGGCCUUUGAGAUCUUCAUCCCUCUGGUCCUCUUCUUCAUUCUGCUGGGCCUGCGCCAGAAGAAACCUGCCAUCCCCGUCAAGGAAGCUAAUUUCAGCAGCGCGCCCCUGUCACUCAGCAGCACAUUCCAUCAUGCAGUCUCAGUCUGUCCAGACGGCCAGCGAGGACGAUUUGGCUUCCUAAGUAAGAGAAAUCAAGUGAGUCAAGACAGUCCUGUCACCCAGUUGUUGGAGCGGAUCCGUGAGGUGGUGUUACAGAACCACCUCUUCACAGCAGACAGGCCAGGACUGGGCCAGGAGCUGGAGUCCCUACAGCAACACCUGGAGAGCCUCAGCACAUCUGCAGGGCCCUACCCACUGGACAACAAUUUCAACACCAGCCAAGGGUUCACAGUAGCCAGUGUGUUGAAGAACCAGUCAGUGUUCCAUCAGUUCCUGGUCAGGAAUCUGUCACUCCCCAAUGACACCGCCAGCCUGCUGCUCUCCACUCCUGUCAACCUCAAAGAGGUAUUCAACCUGAUCUUUGGCCUGUACCCCAGAACUGGAGGGGGGAGUAGUCACAGUUCUGGAAGGGAAAAAGAGACCACACACACCCCUGCAGAGAAGAUCCUUCAACUGGAGGAGAAGCUGCUGGGAGUCAUGCAAAGUCUGGAUGGUGGACUGAUCCACAAAGCUUUACGAGAYCCAACCAAAGCAGCCCAUCGRCAGGCCCUACUCAAACUCAUGUCCCAGGCUUUAGGCCUAGCAGGAGGAGGGGCAGGCCAGAGAUACGACCCUCAGGGACUGAAGGAGGUGGAGGGUGUUCUCCUGACUGGUGCCAUGUUGGAAAUGCUUACCUGUGGGGAGGAUGGGCCUAGUGAGCUGAGCAAGAUCCUAUUGGUUCCCGAGAAGCAGCAGUCCCUGCUCCAGGCCUAUCACAGCGCAGCAUGUGGUGGUGGGGCGGGACAAAGGACUGAGCGCUUUGGAGAGAUGAGCCAGGAGCUCCGAGAGCAGAUAGACACACAGAGCCUCAUUGACAAGCUGCGUCUGGAGCAAGCCAACUCCUCGGCCCCUCUGUCCCAGUCCCACCUGGGUGCUCUGCUGAAGGACUUGGCUGACGUGGAGAGGCUCCUCAGGGAUGUAGACCUGCUGUCAGGCCUGGCUCGCCUGCUCCCCAAGGGCGCCUGUGCCGGCCACGCCCCCCCUGGGGCUCCAGCCAACACCACCACKUCCUGGUCCCUCAACGCCACCACCUGGGGGCCCAACACCACCGAGAACACCUGGGAGGAGGGCGGAGASGAGGGGAGAGGACGAGAGAAAGAGAAUGUGAAAGAAGAGAACCCUCACUCGUUUUCCACCUUUGUGCAGCUGUGGGCAGGGCUGCAGCCUAUUCUGUGUGGGAACAACAGAAUCAUUGAGCCAGAGGCUUUAAAGCAAGGGAAUAUGAGCUCUCUGGGCUUUACCAGUAAAGAGCAGCGCAAUCUGGGCUUACUAGUGCAUCUGAUGACUACAAAUCCCAAGAUCCUCUACUCUCCCAUCGGCUCACAGGUGGACAAAGUCAUUCAGAAGGCCAAUGAGACAUUUGCGUUUGUGGGGAACGUGACUCACUACGCCCGGGUGUGGCUCAACAUCUCUGCCCAGCUCAGGACUUAUCUGGAGGAGGGCAAGCUGCACCACCACCUGGCCUGGAUGCAGCAGUUGACCUCUGACCUACGUGGUCACCCGGAACUGCUGAAUGGGACAGACAGUGAUCUGCUGCGUGGGUUGCUGGAGGGCAACUACACCCUGCCCAACACCUCCACCCUGCUGGAGCAGCUGGACACCAUUGACAACGCCGCCUGUGGCUGGACACACUUCAUGUCCAAGGUCAGUGUGGAUAUCUUCAAGGGUUUUCCGGAUGAGGACAGCAUCGUCAACUACACACUGAACCAAGCUUACCAUGAUAACAUCUCAGUGUUUGCCAGUGUGAUAUUCCAGACCAACCUAGAUGGCUCCCUGCCUCCUCAUGUCCUCUAUAAGAUCAGACAGAACUCCAGCUUCACAGAGAAAACCAACGAGAUACGCCGGGCCUACUGGCGCCCAGGGCCCAACACGGGGGGAAAGUUCUACUUCCUCUACGGCUUUGUGUGGAUCCAGGAUAUGAUGGAGAGAGCCAUCAUUAACACGUUUGUGGGCCAUGACGUGGUGGAGCCUGGCAACUAUGUUCAGAUGUUCCCUUACCCCUGCUACACAAGAGAYGACUUCCUGUUUGUGAUCGAGCACAUGAUGCCUCUGUGCAUGGUGAUCUCCUGGGUCUACUCUGUAGCCAUGAUGAUCCAACACAUUGUGGCGGAGAAGGAGCACCGGCUCAAAGAGGUGAUGAAGAUGAUGGGCCUGAACAACGCGGUCCACUGGGUGGCCUGGUUCAUCACUGGCUUUGUCCAGUUGUCCAUCUCAGUGACGGCCCUGACGGCCAUCCUGAAGUACGGUCGGGUGCUCCUCCACAGCGACAUCUUCAUCAUCUGGCUCUUCCUCUCCAUCUACGCCAUCGCCACCAUUAUGUUCUGUUUCCUGGUGUCAGUGAUCUACUCCAAGGCCAAGCUGGCGUCAGCGUGUGGUGGGAUAAUCUACUUCCUCAGCUAUGUCCCAUACAUGUACGUGGCCAUCAGGGAGGAGGUGGCCCAUGACAAGAUCACGGCCUUCGAGAAGUGUAUCGCUUCUCUUAUGUCGACCACAGCGUUCGGACUGGGCUCUAAGUACUUUGCCCUGUACGAGGUGGCUGGGGUUGGUAUCCAGUGGCGCACCAUCAACCAGUCACCUGUAGAGGGCGAUGACUUCAACCUUGGCCUGUCCAUGAUGAUGCUCAUCAUCGAUGCUAGUGUGUAUGGAGUACUCACCUGGUACAUAGAGGCUGUGCACCCAGGGAUGUAUGGGCUGCCUCGGCCGUGGUACUUCCCCCUGCAGAAGUCCUACUGGCUGGGCAGUGGGCGUGUGGAGACAUGGGAGUGUCCUUGGGGGGGAGGGGCCAGGCUGAGUGUCAUGGAGGAGGACCAGGCGUGUGCCAUGGAACACCGGMGAUCUGAGGAGAUGCGUGGUAUUGAAGAGGAGCCCAGCCACCUGCCUCUGGUGGUUUGUAUAGACAAGCUGACCAAGGUCUACAAGAUGGGCAAUAAGCUGGCCCUCAACAAGCUGAGCCUCAACCUCCACGAGAACCAGGUGGUGUCCUUCCUGGGACACAACGGAGCCGGCAAGACCACCACCAUGUCUAUUCUUACAGGCCUGUUCCCGCCCACCUCUGGCUCAGCCACCAUCUACGGCCAUGACAUCCGUACUGACAUGGAGCGUAUCAGGCAGAACCUGGGCAUGUGUCCCCAGCACAAUGUGCUCUUUGACAAGCUCAGCGUGGAGGAGCACCUGUGGUUCUACUCCAAACUCAAAGGCAUGGCCGAGGAAGACAUCCGCAAGGAGAUGGACAAGAUGAUAGACGAUCUAGAGUUGAAUAAUAAGCGUCAUAGCCUGGUGCAGACUCUGUCUGGGGGAAUGAAGAGGAAGCUGUCCGUGGCCAUAGCGUUUGUGGGCGGCUCCCGGGCCGUCAUCCUGGAUGAGCCUACGGCGGGGGUGGACCCCUACGCACGCAGAGCCAUCUGGGACCUCAUCCUCAAGUAUAAACAGGGUCGCACCAUCCUGCUGUCCACCCACCACAUGGAUGAGGCUGACCUGUUAGGAGACCGCAUAGCCAUCAUCUCCCAUGGGAAACUCAAGUGCUGCGGCUCUCCACUCUUUCUCAAGAGCACCUACGGAGACGGCUACAAACUCACCCUGGUCAAGAAACAGAGUGAGAGCGGAGACCAGGUCACCCAGCCUCCCUCCACCCUGUCCCCUUCCUCCUCCUCCCUGUCYCCCUCCUCCUCCUCCUCCCUGUCUCCCUGCUCGGAGGCCCGGGUCACCCAGUUCAUUCGUCAAUUUGUGGGGUCCUGUCUGCUGCUGUCUGACUCCAACACUGAGCUAUCCUAUGUGUUGCCCUCUGAGGCUGUCAAGAAGGGCUGCUUCGAGAGGCUAUUUCAGGCAUUGGAGCAAAAUCUGKCCAUCUUGGCUCUGACCAGCUUCGGGGUGAUGGACACCACUCUGGAGGAGGUCUUCCUCAAGGUGUCCGAGGAGGACCAGUCCCUGGAGAACAGUGAUGCCGACAUGAAGGAUUCCCUMGGCGGUAUCUCAGUGGGGAAACCUGCUGCUGCAGUGGGUCUGGGGGGCWCUGGAAAGCCACAGGAGCCGGGGGCUCCGGCGGGGAGCAGCAGCAGUGUGGAGAGGCCAGAGGUAGAGCUCUCUAACCUGGUGAUGAGCUCCAGACUCAGCCAGAGCCAAUCCUCCCUGCGCUCCUCCUCCUCCCUGGGGUCCGUACUGGGGGAUGAGGAAGGGCUCUACGCAGACUUCUACGGAGACUACUGCCGCCUCUUCGACAAUGGACGGGACCCUCACUCUACCAGCCUGAGGGCGGAUGUGGAGGAGGCCUCCCCGGAGCCUGUGGUCCUGGAGGGGCAGGGCAGCUUYAAGCUGGAGGGCUGGUGGCUGAAGCUACGCCAGUUCCACGGCCUCAUCGUCAAGAGGUUCCACUGCGCCAAGAGGAACACCAAGGGCCUCUUCUCACAGAUCCUGCUGCCCGCAUUCUUCGUCUGCGUGGCCAUGACUGUYGCGCUCUCGGUGCCUUCCAUCGGAGAUCUGCCACCACUGAUCCUGUCCCCAUCCCAGUACCACAACUACACCCAGCCCCGUGGCAACUUCAUCCCCUACGCCAACGAAGACCGCCCACAGUACAGGAGUAAACUGUCCCCGGAUGCCAGCCCUCAGARGAUCGCCAACACGCUGCGUCUGCCAUCGGGCGUGGGCGCCACCUGCGUCCUCAAAACGCCCUUCAACAGCACCCUGGACCAGCUGGCACAGACGCUCAACCCCAGCGCCAACAACAGCAAGACCCUGGCCGCCCGCUACUUUGACUCCAUGUGUCUGGACUCCUUCACCCAGGGAGUGCCACUGUCCAACUUUGUACCCCCUCCCCCCUCGCCAGCCCCCUCCGAUGACCCCGACACUCGCUUUGAGGAUGGGCUGUGGAACUUYACUGCCACCACUCCUACCACUGUCAGGGAAACGGUGACGUCUCCUCCCACCCUGUCCCUGUUCAUCCGGGAGCUGGUUCGUUGUAUCUGCUCCAUGCAGGGGACGGGCUUCUCCUGCCCCAGCGGGGUGGGGGGGCGGCCGCCCCUUAUGAAGGUGGUCACCGGGGACAUUCUGGUAGACAUCACUGGGCGCAACGUGUCAGAGUAUCUCCUCUACACCUCUGACAGACUGCGCUUGCACAGAUAUGGAGGACUCACAGUAGGCAACAUACAGAAAUCAGUCCCAGCAUCCUUUGGGAAAAAGACUCCGCCCAUGGUUCGCAAAAUAGCAGUCCGCAGAUCAGCUCAGGUGCUGUUCAAUAAUAAAGGGUACCACAGCAUGCCAACCUAUCUCAACGUCCUCAACAAUGCCAUCCUGCGUGCCAACCUGCCUCCAGGCAAGGGCAACCCUGCCGCAUACGGAAUCACACUGACCAACCACCCCAUGAACCGCACCAGUGCAAGCCUCUCUCUGGACUACUUGCUCCAGGGCACUGAUGUGGUGAUAGCYAUCUUCAUCAUCGUGGCCAUGUCCUUUGUACCAGCCAGCUUUGUGGUCUUUCUGGUGGCAGAGAAGUCGACCAAGGCCAAGCACCUGCAGUUUGUGUCUGGAUGUGACCCUGUCAUCUACUGGCUGGCUAACUAUAUAUGGGACAUGUUGAACUAUCUGGUGCCUGCCACRUGCUGUGUCCUUAUCCUGUUUGUCUUUGACCUUCCUGCGUACACAUCCCCAACCAACUUCCCUGCGGUCCUGUCUCUCUUCCUCCUCUACGGGUGGUCUAUCACUCCAAUCAUGUACCCGGCCUCCUUCUGUUUCGAGGUGCCCAGCACGGCCUAUGUGUUCCUCAUCGUCAUCAACCUUUUCAUAGGCAUCACUGCCACAGUGGCCACCUUCCUGCUGCAGCUCUUUGAGCAUGACAAGGAUCUGAAACUGGUGAACAGCUACCUAAAGUCCUGUUUCCUUAUCUUCCCAAACUACAACCUGGGUCACGGCCUGAUGGAAAUGGCCUACAACGAAUACAUCAAUGAGUACUAUGCUAAAAUAGGUCAGUUUGACAAGAUCAAGUCUCCAUUUGAGUGGGACAUUGUGACUCGAGGGCUGGUAGCCAUGACAAUCGAGGGCUUUGUAGGAUUCUUCAUCACCAUCCUGUGUCAGUACAACUUCCUCAGGAAACCCUUGAGAGUACCAGUGAGCAGCCAGCUCAUAGAGGAUGAUGAUGUGGAUGUGGCCUGUGAGAGACGGAGAGUACUGAGAGGAGAUGCUGACAACGACAUGCUGAAGAUUGACAACCUCACCAAGGUGUACAAGUCGAGGAAGAUGGGUCGUAUUUUGGCUGUGGACCGGUUGUGUUUGGGUGUGCGUCCUGGGGAGUGUUUUGGCCUCCUGGGUGUGAACGGAGCAGGGAAGACCACCACCUUUAAGAUGCUGACUGGUGACGAGAGCACCACAGGAGGGGAGGCCUUCAUAGGGGGAAACAGUAUCCUGAGGGAGCUGUUGAGAGUGCAGCAGAGCAUUGGUUACUGCCCUCAGUUUGAUGCCUUGUUUGAAGACCUGACAGCCAGAGAGCACCUGGAGCUGUACACACGCCUCCGAGGCAUCCCCUGGAAGGACGAGCAGAGGGUGGUCUCAUGGGCCCUAGAGAAACUGGAGCUCUCCAAGUAUGCAGACAAGCCCGCUGGCACCUACAGUGGGGGAAACAAGCGCAAGCUGUCUACUGCCAUCGCCCUCAUCGGAUACCCCUCUCUCAUCUUCCUGGAYGAACCUACUACAGGGAUGGACCCUAAGGCCCGCAGAUUCCUCUGGAACCUCAUCCUUGAUAUCAUCAAGACGGGACGCUCUGUGGUGCUGACAUCACACAGUAUGGAGGAAUGUGAGGCUCUGUGCACCAGACUGGGCAUCAUGGUCAACGGCAGGUUCAAAUGCCUGGGCAGCAUCCAGCACCUCAAGAACAGGUUUGGUGACGGUUACAUGAUCACAGUGCGGACUAGAACCAGUGCCAAUGUGAAGGAGGUGGUGAGAUUCUUCAACAGGAAUUUCCCYGAGGCUGUACUAAAGGAGCGCCACCACACUAAAGUCCAGUUCCAGCUGAAGUCCGACAGUAUCUCCCUGGCCCAGGUGUUCAGUAAGAUGGAGCAGGUGGUGGAGGUGCUGGGGAUAGAGGACUACUCUGUCAGCCAGACUACACUGGACAAUGUGUUYGUGAACUUUGCCAAGAAGCAAAGUGACAACCUGGAGCAGCAGGAGAGUUCCCCCCCUGGUGGAGGCCAGUCACCCCUGCAGCGCCUGCUCACCCUGCUGAGGCCCCGGCCGGCCAAUACGGAGCUCAGCGCCCUGGUCAGCGAAGAGCCGGAGGAACUGGAGAGUGACGACGAUGAGGGUCUCAUCAGCUUUGAAGAGGAGAGGGUGCAGCUCUCCUUUAACACAGAUACUGUCUGUUGAACUGUGGAAACUCAGAGGGGGCGUGGCUGGACAGACCACGUGGGAGGAGGAAAC